CGGUGCCUGGCACGUUAGCUUAUUUGAAAAACGAACCCCAGUCUAGUUGGCUCAGCGUGUCAGUUCAGUGGUCCUGUCAUGUCAGUCAUGGCAAGCAAGACGGUGAGCGAAAAAGCGAAAUGGCGAAGAAGAAAGUGCUCGAAACCUGACGAGGACAAUGACUGUGCAAGUCUCGCUUGGCUGCUUAACUUUAGGCUUGACGAAUUUGUGAAUGUAAAGGUCCCAGACGACGAGCCGGUUGAAGAAUUGAAGGUGAUCGUUAACCCCGAGUCCCCGCCAAUGUUCAAGAAGCCCCCGUUCACAUACCCAGAGCUGAUUGAGAAGGCGCUGAGGGAGAGAGGCGAGCUGACAGUGUCUGCCAUAUAUCAGUGGAUAUCAGACCACUACCCGUAUUACAAAGUGAACGACGAGCGCUGGAAGAACUCCGUGCGACACAACCUGUCGAUCAACCCCCACUUCCGCAAGGGGGCGCGCGCGGCGCAGGGUGCAGGCCACCUGUGGUCGCUGGCCGCCAACGCCAUCGACCUGUUGCCACUGAGGAACCAGAGCUACGACCACGCUGAAGAAGUCGUCGAGGCGCAUGUUAUCGAUUGUCCUAAGGUCAUAGUGUUGGACGAAGCUGCUAUUGCCGCAGCCAGCAUCAUUCCAGAUCAAGAUAUAUUUAUGGGCAGUACAAUGUUCCUAAAUCCAGUGUCAACGGAGCAGGUGGUCCGGGAGUGUGGACUCAUCACUAGCAUGUGAAGAUUCCUUACAACCACUUAUUAGUUUAAUUGUUUAUAAGACGGUGAGAAACCUCUCAAGAAGUGUAAAUCUUAGUUUCUACGCAAUAGCGUUUUUAUCGAACAGUUGAAGAUAUAAGCUGAUGACUCACCUGGUGUUGAGUGAAAAUUGUCUAUAACAGUUGCUCUGUUAUAGAUAAUUUUCAUUAUUGCACGAGGCGUGCUAGAAAGAAAAGGUAGGUAUGAGCCCGUCAUGCUGAGGCAAAGUUUUUAUGCCUUAUUUGUUAGUAAAUACAUUAGCAAUUACCUAUAAUAUACCCUUCAGCAAUGAUGCUUGGCGGCAAGAAGUAUAAGGCAUUAUUUUACAACUUCCCCUGCCCAUUGGGUUAAACGUCGUAUCGUAAUUGGCAGAUUCUAGAUUAGAUGUUCUUUUGAUAUGAUUCAGAUCUGAUCUAGUGGUAGGCUCCAGCCGUUACCCUAAUGACAAUGUAUUGUCAUUUAACAUCAGGUGAGAGUGCAGUCAACAGUGACACUGAUGAAAGAAAGUUUAUCUUAUAAUGUUCAUCCGAAGUGUUGUAUUAUACAGGAUGCUGGGGAGUAUUUCCCAUUACUUUGUGUUUUUAAGCUUUACCGAAAAUUAAUUAAUUUCGGAGUAAAUAAAAUUUGUUUUGUAAAUAGAUCUUAAAUUGGGUCCCAUAAACGCAUCCUUAUAAUUAUGACGCAGCCACACUUUAAAAUUUUAAAGUUACAUGAAUACUCGGAAUUAUUUGAAUUACUUUGUACGAAAACAAAAUUUUUUUUAUUUUUUAGUUUAAAAAAUAUGUUAUGCAGUUCUUUUUAUAUACGCAGACUCGUCAACACCUUGAAGUUUUGCGAAAUACUCCCAAGUACCCUGUAUAUUUAAUGUUUAAAUUGGCAUGUUAAUUACGUAUUGCAUUGUGUACAUUUUAAAAACAAGACACGGUUUGCUCUAUAUAUUUACUAGCAAAUGUUAGAAUAUGUUGUAGGAAAACUAUUUCUAGAUUUUUUAACUUGGUAAGUUAAAAAAUCUAGAAAGAGUAAUUAUAAUGAUCUUAAAUUCGGCGGCCAAGUAUCAUUGUCGGGAAUCUAGCAUAAGUAAUGUAGAAAAAAUCUAAUAGUAAAAAUAUUGAAAGAAUAAAAAACGUUAGGCAUAAAUAAGGGGUUUUGCGUACAUUUUAAUUAUUCAAAAGUAGGAUUUUCAGUACAAUACGUAAAAAGGAAUUUGUUAGAGAAAUUUAAAUAUUUGUAUCUCAGUACGAGUAAGUUUAGCGUAGGUGUUUAUAAUAUAAAAAGUGUA
Bicyclus anynana (squinting bush brown) is the source of this 2037-nucleotide messenger RNA. RefSeq names its product hepatocyte nuclear factor 3-beta-like. The record is from RefSeq and is a predicted model, not a curated record. Gene Ontology annotation, biological process: regulation of DNA-templated transcription. Lineage: Eukaryota; Metazoa; Arthropoda; Insecta; Lepidoptera; Nymphalidae. The transcript is spliced from 5 exons. Gene Ontology annotation, cellular component: nucleus. Gene Ontology annotation, molecular function: DNA-binding transcription factor activity; cis-regulatory region sequence-specific DNA binding. Bases 79 to 741 code for a protein of 220 amino acids.